GAGGGGAACAGGAGCAGGGGUGUGGCCAGCCCUGAGAGUGCCGGGUGUGUCCCGCAGGUGACGCUGCCGUGGCCGAUGUCCCCGCAGCCGAGCCCGGAGGAUGAGCAAGCCCACGGAGCUGCAGCACGACCUGGAACGAAGCCUCCCAGCCAUUGCCUCCAUCAGCUCCUCCUUUUCCCAGAGCCAGGGCUUCUCCCCGUAUUUCUUCUCCCCCGAGAAGAGAAAAGCCAUCUCGGAUGUGAGGAGGACAUUCUGCCUCUUUGUCACCUUCGACCUGCUCUUCAUCUCCCUGCUGUGGAUCAUCGAGCUGAAUACCAAGGUGGGCAUCAAGGAGAACCUGAAGGAUGAAAUCAUCAACUACAGAUUCAAGACCUCGUUCUUUGAUAUCUUUCUCUUGGCUCUGUUUCGUUUCGUUGUGCUGCUCUUGGGCUACGCCGUCCUCCGCCUGCGCCACUGGUGGGUCAUCGCGGUCACUACACUGGUAUCCAGUGCCUUCCUGAUUGUGAAGGUCAUCCUCUCUGAGCUUCUGACCAAAGGGGCUUUUGGGUAUUUGCUUCCCAUUGUCUCAUUUGUCAUUGCUUGGCUGGAGACGUGGUUCCUGGAUUUUAAAGUCCUAACUCAGGAAGCAGAAGAGGAACGAUGGUUCCUGGCAGCCCAGGCUGCAGCCUCAAGGCCACUGCUGUACCCCCGAGCCCUCUCCGAGGGACAGUUCUACUCCCCGCCUGAAUCCUUUGCAGGCUCAGACAACGAGUCUGAUGAGGAAGGUGUGGGGAGGAAGGCCUUGACAACUCAGGAAAAGGAGUAUGUCCGACAAGGCAAAGAGGCCAUGGAGGUUGUGGACCAAAUCCUCGCUCAGGAGGAGAACUGGAAGUUUGAGAAAAACAAUGACUUUGGUGAUGUUGUUUACACUUUUGAAAUCCCCUUCCACGGCAAGACCUUUAUUUUAAAGGCUUUCCUGCAGUGCUCUCCUGAAAUGGUUUACCAGGAGGUGAUUCUGCAGCCCGAGAAGAUGAUCCUGUGGAACAGAACAGUGGCAGCUUGCCAGAUCUUGCAGCGGAUUGAGGACAACACGAUCGUCUCGUACGACGUGGCGGCCGGAGCUGCCGGCGGGGUGGUGUCCCCAAGGGAUUUUGUGAACGUGCGUCGGAUCGAGAGGAGGAGAGACAGGUACAUUUCCUCAGGGAUGUCGACCACGCACAGCCUGAAGCCUCCGCUCUCCAAAUACGUCAGGGGUGAGAAUGGACCUGGGGGAUUCAUCGUCCUGAAAUGUCCCAGCAAUGCCAAGGUCUGCACCUUCAUCUGGAUUCUCAACACGGAUCUGAAGGGCCGCCUGCCCCGGUACCUGAUCCACCAGAGCCUGGCUGCCACCAUGUUCGAGUUCGCCUUCCACCUGCGCCAGCGCGUGGCCGAGCUCUGCUCCAAGCCCUGAGGACAUUCCAGUGCCCCCUCUGCUCUGUGGGGACCCCCCCCAGGGAGGGGUCCCCCAUUACCAGGGGGCUCAGCCCUUCCUCCCACCACGGCUGCCCCCGAUCAGGGCCCUGGACCCGACUGUUCCGUGCCAAAUCCCUGCCCUGGCCCCCUCCCCGGGGGCUGGGCUGGCUCCCCCUGCCCACAAACAGGCUGGGGGCUCAGCUGGCACCCCCAGAUUCCUUUCACUGCACCCCAGUUCUGUGAGGAAGAGGGGACAGAGGUGGUGGCCAUGUCAGUGAGGACUCAGCUGACCCCUCCACCAGCAGAUGAAGGCACAGUUUGUGACCCCCCCACACCCACUGUGACCCUGGGGCUGUGACCCCCAACCUCGGGGACCCCCCAAACCCCUCCUUGGCACUGGCCAAGCUCCUUCCUUCCCAAACCUGCAGCUCCUGGCGGAGCCAGCGCGGGAUUUGCCUUAAGCAGAGACUUUGAUCCUUUUUGGGGGUGCUGGGGGGG
This is a messenger RNA of Ficedula albicollis (Collared flycatcher), 1929 nucleotides long. It is a transcript of the gene STARD3, whose product is annotated as StAR related lipid transfer domain containing 3. The transcript has 14 exons. Gene Ontology annotation, cellular component: late endosome. Gene Ontology annotation, molecular function: cholesterol transfer activity; cholesterol binding. Bases 101 to 1429 code for a protein of 442 amino acids. Lineage: Eukaryota; Metazoa; Chordata; Aves; Passeriformes; Muscicapidae. The record is from RefSeq and is a predicted model, not a curated record.